This is a messenger RNA of Yamadazyma tenuis ATCC 10573, 666 nucleotides long. RefSeq lists its product as uncharacterized. The record is from RefSeq and is a predicted model, not a curated record. Lineage: Eukaryota; Fungi; Ascomycota; Pichiomycetes; Serinales; Debaryomycetaceae.
UAAUUUUCAUCUUGAAGUAUUAUGGUUUACCAAUUUCUCAGAAGACUCUCCAAUCCUAAUGUUUCCGUGACACCCACCCAACUUCCUGAGUCCCAACAACAAACUGUCUCCAAGCCUGUAUCUGCUAAUGAAGGACAGAACUCAGUUAAGUCCCCUAUAAUUCAGUCACUCCCCAUGAACAAAAGCCUUUUUAACGUUCAACAGGAAGAUUUGAAAAAGAGAAACCAGAAAUUCCUCAGCUCUUCUGACAACUUGAUUGUUGGAUUGUAACGAUAUUUACGUAUAUAAUGUCAAUAAAUAUUUGGUGAUGUGAUCAACCAGCUGUUUGUCAUCAAUGUCAAGGGUCUCUAACUCUUCAUGUUUUGGGUCAUGUCUCUCCAAAAGUAUUUCAUAAAAAAGCUCCAUACAGUAUGUUCGUAUGGGCAGGACUCUGUGUGUUUUAAUCACAUUUAUGAUUCUUUUGAUGCUAAUAGUGGCGGUUUUUUUGUCUUGACCCUGAAUACAGAGCCACAUCAUCACCCGAAGACUUAAUUUGAUCCUAAUCAAAUUUGAACAAUUGAUCUGGAGAUUAUAAGCCUUUACAUAUAAGGAUGAUAGAUAUUCUGUAGGAACAUAAGAGUUGGAUUCAAACAUUUUCACCAUUAAGUUUAAUCCAUGCAUGUACUC